Halichondria panicea is the source of this 678-nucleotide messenger RNA. RefSeq lists its product as uncharacterized. The coding region runs from base 1 to 528 and encodes 175 amino acids. The transcript has 3 exons. The record is from RefSeq and is a predicted model, not a curated record. Lineage: Eukaryota; Metazoa; Porifera; Demospongiae; Suberitida; Halichondriidae. Gene Ontology annotation, biological process: transmembrane transport. Gene Ontology annotation, cellular component: membrane. Gene Ontology annotation, molecular function: transmembrane transporter activity.
AUGUCCUUAAGAAGCACACAGUAUGGAUCCGUAUUAUUAUCCUCAGAUUUCAAUAGCUCAAGGAAAGAGAAGGAGAGAGUGUGGCCAGUUGCUGUGUGCUCGUUCAUUGUCUGUCUAGCCUCACUGCUGUGUGGUCUCAUGCUCAGCUUCUCCUCACCCACACUGGCAGAGUUAGCAGAGGAGCCCAACCCUAACAGGAAGAUACUUGCCAACCAGACCACAGGCAGUCUGUUUGCAUCAUUUGGGACGGUGGGAGCAGCUCUUGGUAGUCUGACUGCAUGGCCCAUCUCAGAGCUACUAGGAAGAAAAGCUGUGGUGAUGACUGUCGGGUUUCCUGCGUUUGUUGGCUGGCUCCUGAUUGCCUUCUCUGCAUAUGUUGUGGACAACAUGAAUGGAUUUGUUGCUAUGUUGCUCAUUGGGAGACUACUGACAGGUACUGCUGCUGGAAUCUCUGCUGGUGCUGUCGCUGUGUAUGUUGGGGAAAUAUCUUCAAAGAAAUGGAGAGGUUUCUUUGGCAACUGGAAUUAGCUGUUUGUCACAAUCGGCAUGUUGAUUGGUUAUGCUCUAGCACAGUCAACUCUGUGUUCCCCAGCUACAGGUACUACCACAGUGCCCUCAUUGCUGCAGGUGUUGUGCUGCCAUUUGAGAUCAUGAUGCUCCUCCCCACCACUGUCGAGU